AUGUCCUUAGCAAUAAAUCAAACGAAUGUCAAAGAAACAGAUAAAAAUAAUAACUCGACUGACGUGAAGAGACAAGUACAACAUCCACCAUCAACGAACAUAUUUUUGAAUACUAGAGGACGUCUUAUGUCCAUUGAUGAUAUCCAAAAAGCAAGUGUAGUGUCUCCGAACCCUUAUCUAGUUUACCCUCGAAGAAAAAGUUCAUCAGUUGCUCUCAAUAGUUCCGUAUUGCAUUCGAUUGAAGAUAAUAUCAAUGGACAUAUUGUUCGCAUUCGUCUCAUCUUCAUUCGUAUCGGUGAAAUCGAUACACUCAAUGAAAAAUAUCAAGCGGAUAUCUAUUUUGAAGCCCGAUGGAUAGAUCGUAUUGAUUUGGAUACACUUGAUCUAACUGCUCAGCAACGUACACAAUUAAUAAAUGAAUUGGCAACUAUUCGUUUGAACGAUUUUUCUCCAAUUACCCAUUGGACACCCGAAUUAUCGAUUGAAAAUGCUAUUGCACAUAUUGGCGAACCAGAAAAAUGGUUCACCAUGACGAAAGUUGCACCUAAAUUAGAUGAAAUAAUUCCGGCACCUUUGGUCAAAUUAGAGAUUUGCGAACACCGUCGAGCACGAGGUGCAUUUUGGGAAAAACUCGAAUUGAAUCAUUUUCCAGUCGAUGUACAAGAUCUUACAGUUUCAAUCACUAGUGAUCAUCAUAUGAAUACGGUUCUGCUUGUCCAAGAUGAAGAUCGCUUUUCGAUUAUCAAUCGUGAAGCAUUCUUUGAUCAACAAGAAUGGUCACUGUAUGAACAUGUGACUACAGAAACGCGCGAAACAAAUGAAGAAUAUUCGUUCGAACAUGAAACAGGCAUCGAACCCAAAACCCAUCCAGUUCUUGCUGUUACUUGUCGCGCAGCUCGUCAACCUGGUUACUACUAUUGGAAUGGAUUUUGCCUGAUUUUUCUUAUUACUCUCUGCGCUUUUUGCAUUUUUGCUAUUCCACCAAAGUAA
Messenger RNA from Rotaria sp. Silwood1, 990 nucleotides. Lineage: Eukaryota; Metazoa; Rotifera; Eurotatoria; Philodinida; Philodinidae. The record is from the annotation of a GenBank genome assembly.